Messenger RNA from Pocillopora damicornis (cauliflower coral), 1129 nucleotides. RefSeq lists its product as uncharacterized. The record is from RefSeq and is a predicted model, not a curated record. Lineage: Eukaryota; Metazoa; Cnidaria; Anthozoa; Scleractinia; Pocilloporidae. Gene Ontology annotation, biological process: phosphate-containing compound metabolic process. Gene Ontology annotation, cellular component: cytoplasm. Gene Ontology annotation, molecular function: magnesium ion binding; inorganic diphosphate phosphatase activity.
GCUCACUUCCACCUUUUACCCUCUUACCUCGUUAGCUCGCGAAGGUCUGCGAAACUACAGAUCGAUUUCUUGCCGAAGAAAAUUGUGUUUUUCUCACUUGAUCAGAAGGACUAUGGCAUAUUCAACUUAUGAUAGUGGAGCUCCAAAUUCCUUGGAAUACAGAAUGUAUUUUCGGGACCAAAGUGACCAGGCUAUUUCUCCCUUCCAUGACAUUCCACUAUUUGCUGACAAAGAUGUAAUUUUGAAAGUGAUGAUAUAUUUAUAUGUAAAUCCAAAACAGAUUUCUACCAAGGAAGCUCUGAAUCCUAUCAAACAAGACUGUAAGAAGGGAAAACUCAGAUUUGUUCAUAACUGCUUCCCCUAUCAUGGAUACAUAUGGAAUUAUGGAGCAUUGCCUCAGACUUGGGAAGAUCCAAAGCACAAAGAUCCGAACACAGAGUGCAUGGGAGAUAAUGACCCAAUAGAUGCCUGUGAAAUUGGUACCAUGAUUGCCAAGCAAGGAGAUGUUAAACAAGUGAAAGUUUUGGGGACUGUUGCAUUGAUUGAUGAAGGUGAAACUGACUGGAAAAUUCUCUGCAUUGAUGUAAAUGAUCCUCUUGCCAAAGAGAUGAAUGAUGUUGAUGACAUUGAAAAACACAUGCCAGGACUUCUCAAGGCCACAGUUGACUGGUUCAAGAUCUACAAAAUUCCAGCUGGUAGCGGUGAAAAUCAGUUUGCUUUCAACGAGGAAGCAAAGAACAAGGAAUUUGCUAUGAAGAUCAUUGGUGAAACACACGAAUGUUGGAGAAAGCUGGUUCUCAAAGAGGUGGAAAAUGACAUAGGCCUCGCUUGCAAAAAUGUCACAGUUGAUGGAUCGCCAUACAAGAUGUCUGCAGAGGAAGCAACUGGUAUCCUUAAUCACGCGGCUAAAGUUGCUGAUCCAAAACCCAUUGACCCAGCCCAACAAGUUGACAGAUGGCACUACGUAUCUGCCAAGAGACCAAAAUUGUGAAAGAAAUCUGUUCUGCUGUAACUUAUCCAUAGUUCCCUUGCUGUGCAACCUAUCCCGCUUUCAUGGAAGAUGUCAUGUUAGCAAAAUAAUGUAUAAUGAGAAUUUCAUUUACUGCGAAAAAUAAACGAAUUGUGAAAA